Jatropha curcas is the source of this 2915-nucleotide messenger RNA. The record is from RefSeq and is a predicted model, not a curated record. Lineage: Eukaryota; Viridiplantae; Streptophyta; Magnoliopsida; Malpighiales; Euphorbiaceae.
AAUUCCUUCCAAAACCCUCUUCAAACCCUUGCCGCUAUUCCGCUUGCGAAGCAGGUUCUGUAGAAGUUGAACACUCGUCGUCUUCUGAUGAAUUUCUAGGGUUCACUGCUUAGCUGAUCGCAUACGAUCUUCUCAGUAGCUAUGGGAGGAUCUCGAGUUCAAAUCAACAAGUCUCACAAAUCCCGCUUUGCUUCCAAAUCGUCUCGUAAUCUUCACAGGACAUCUCUGAAAGAUAAGAGUAGAAUUGCAAAAUCGGAGCACAAUGUCACCAAGGGAGCUCGAGCUGCUCGAAUUCAACGUAACAAAAUGUUGCGUGAACAGAAACGGGCUGCCCUUUUGAAAGAGAAAAGGGCUUCUAAUGGAUCGUCAAGUCCUCCCCGUAUAAUUGUUCUUUUUGGACUCUCUGCCUGCGUUAAUCUAGAUUCACUUGCUGAAGAUCUUCUGAAAUUAUUAUCUCCUAAUGGUACUGGGUCUUCAACAGUUGCAUCCUCUGAGUACAAAAUCAGAGCAACGGUAUUGAAAGCACCUCAUGGGGAUCUGUUAUCUUGUAUGGAAAUGGCCAAGGUUGCUGAUCUAAUUGCUUUUGUGGCAUCAGCGAACGAAGAAAGUGAUUCUGACUAUAUUGAUUCAUUUGGAAGUCUAUGCUUGUCUGUGUUUAGGUCAAUUGGUUUGCCAAGCACAGUUGUCUUCAUUCGUGAUCUACCAACUGAGCUGAAAAGAAGAAAUGACUCAAAGAAGAUGUGCUCUUCCAGGCUUGCUGUUGAAUUUCCUGGGGAUUGUAAGUUCUAUCCUGCAGAUACAAAAGAUGAGUUGCACAAGUUUUUGUGGCUAUAUAAGGAGCAAAGGCAAACAUUACCUCACUGGAGAAACCAACGGCCUUAUCUCAUGUCUCAGAAGGUUGAUAUUGUAGCAGAUGAUUCAAAUUCAGGAAAAUGUACUUUACUCCUUACUGGUUAUCUGCGUGGUCGAAGCCUCUCGGUGAACCAGCUGGUUCAUGUUUCUGGUGCGGGGGAUUUUCAACUGCUGAAGCUAGAAAUUUUGAAGGAUCCAUUUCCUCUCAAUCCAAGAAAAGAACCAGAUGCAAUGGAUUCUGAUGAUCUGCUUAACGCAGAGGUUGUUCGUUCUAUGAAUCCUGAUUCUUUGACCCAGGAGCCCUUGCUUGUUGAGAAUGUUCCUGAUCCUCUUGCAGGAGAACAGACAUGGCCAACAGAGGCAGAGAUGGCUGAGGCUGAUGAAAAUCAGGAACAAAAAAGGUUAAAAAGGAGAAUUCUUCCUCGAGGUACUUCAGAGUACCAGGCUGCUUGGAUUCUGGAUGAUACUGAUGAGGAGGAUUCAGACAGUGGCAGUGAGGCUGAUGAUGGCAUGGUACUGGAUGAAACAGAGAGGUAUGGUCCAGGGGCAGAGGGUGCUGAUAACUCAGAAUUUGAUGAUGAUCAAGCUUCCCUAGACCUUAGGAACUCUGAUGAGGAAACUGAAAGUGAUUCAUUGAUGAUGGAAGGUGAAAAUUUAACAAGAGAACAGAUAGAAUAUGAGAUAAAAAAAAUUAAAGAAGCACAUGCUGAAGACGAGGAAUUUCCGGAUGAAGUGGAAACUCCUUUGGAUAUUCCUGCUAGAAAGCGUUUUGCCAAGUAUAGAGGUCUCAAGUCCUUUAGGACCUCUUCAUGGGACCCCAAAGAGUCUCUAACCUCAGAAUAUGCCCGAAUUUUUGGGCAUGUUGAAAUUUGCAAAACACAAAAGCAUGUUGUUAUGGCAAAGGCCCUGGCAAUGGACCAAGAUAGCAGGGAUGACUGUAUAGUCAGGCUGGUCAGUAUGAUAAGGCUUAACAUCAAGGAAAUACCGGCACUGCUGUUUUGCUUUCCAAAUUUAUGUGUACUUGCGAAAACGGUGCCUGUUAAUUUGCAAUGUGGUCUUUUCAGGCACGAGUCCUAAAUGUCUGUCCUUUCAUUCAGCAUUAAGAAGCAUGAUCUUAUGAUGCUCCUAUCAAUCCAAAGAAGACUAAUAUUUCAUUUUGGCUUUCGGAAAUUUGUUGCAUAGCCAAUAUUUUCCACUGACAAACAUAAGUCAGACAAGCACAAGAUGGAGAGAUUCUUCAUGCUGGCCGAAUUCUCCAUAGCAUCAGUUUUUAUGCUCCAAUUGUCAUUUACCCACCUCCCAAUUUCAUUUCCACCUCUUCCUUUGAUAGUCUUGAAGCGUGGGGAAGGAGGCAGUGCCCCCACUGUUGCUGCUGUUGGCUCCUUGAGAAGCAUUGACGCUGACAGGAUAAUACUGAAGAAGAUUAUAUUAACAGGUUACCCUCAACGAGUGUCAAAAUUGAAAGCAUCAGUGCGCUACAUGUUCCAUAACCCAGAGGAUGUAAGAUGGUUCAAGCCUGUGGAAGUGUGGACCAAAUGUGGUCGCAUCAAGGAACCUGUUGGUACACAUGGGGCUAUGAAGUGCACCUUUAAUGGAGUUCUUCAGCAGCAUGAUACUGUUUGCAUGAGCCUGUACAAACGUGCAUAUCCCAAGUGGCCAGAACAUCGGUUCCCAAUUCUCGAUGCUUGAUCAGAUGGUAACUGAUCUUCCAUCGUUAUUCAUUAUGAAAUACACAAGGUAGCCGUGGUCGUUUGUGGGAAUGACGCUCUGGUUCAGAUUCUCAAUUCUAAUUUCAUGUUUACUAGGAAGUUAGAAGCAAUAGAGUGUGUGGGGAUUUGUUGUAUCUUCCCCCAUUGUAGUUGUUUGUUUUCUUUUUCUCUACCCGUUUCUGCUAUGACAAUUUAUAUUUUUCCCCUAUAGUUGCAAUUGCAAAGCAGGAAUUGGAAAGUAGUAGAGAAGGAAACAGAGGAAAAACAAGCAAUGCCAUUUUGCUAUGCUGGCAUGCUAGCUCAUUAAUUUAUGCUAUGAAAGGGAAUUAUAAUCAAUUAUUUAUUGAAGUUGAA